GACAGUUUAUAAGCCAACCUCUCACAGCCACCCCAACCUAUCAAAGUAACACCUUCUUGCACAAGAGAAAACCACAUGUCCCUUCUCUCCAUUUCUUCCUCAACUAUAUAUUCUUCACCUUUACAAUUAAGUAACUAACAUAACUCUCUUCUCUUUUAUAAAUAAUUUAUACAAAAUUCAACACCUACCCAUCUAACAAAACUCAUUGGAAACCAUUUACAAUCCAUGUCAAUAAUUUUCCUAAUCUUCUUCUUAAUUACUUGUCAUUUUGUACGCUCUGAAUCCAUUUCUAGAGCUGAGUUUCCUGAAGGUUUUAUCUUUGGAACUGCCUCUUCUGCUUAUCAGGUACUGUUUUGUUUUGCUUUUCGGUUUUAUGUUUUGGACAAAAACUUUUAUGUACAAGAGAUGUUGUUGUAGUUUGAAGGAGCUGUAAAUGAAGGAAAUAAAGGAGUUAGCAUUUGGGACACUUUUACAAGGCAACCUGGGAGAAUACUGGACUUUAGUAAUGCAGAUACAACAGUUGACCAAUAUCAUAGGUUUAAGGAUGAUAUAGAUUUGAUGAAGGAUUUGGGAAUGGAUGCCUAUAGAUUCUCAAUAUCUUGGCCAAGAAUAUUUCCAAAAUUUAUCCUUGACAGAUGGAACAGGGGAACCCAAUUCAGAAGGAAUAGAAUACUACAACAGCCUCAUAGAUGCCUUAUUGGAAAAAGGAAUUCAGCCUUUCGUAACUCUCUAUCAUUGGGACCUUCCCCAAAUGCUUGAAGAUAAAUAUGAAGGAUGGUUGAGCAAGCAAGUAGUAAAGGACUUCGAACAUUAUGCUUUCACCUGCUUCCAAGCUUUUGGAGAUAGGGUUAAACACUGGAUUACUUUCAAUGAACCUCAUGGUUUUUCCAUCCAAGGUUAUGAUACAGGGAUCCAAGCUCCGGGAAGGUGUUCUGUUCUUGGUCAUCUUCUUUGUAAAACAGGAAAUUCAUCAGUUGAGCCUUAUGUUGUAGCUCAUAACAUCCUCUUGUCACAUGCUGCUGCUUAUCGCUCUUAUCAGUUAAAUUUCAAGGCAAAACAAGGAGGUCAGAUUGGAAUAGCAUUAGAUUCCAAGUGGUAUGAGCCAAUAUCAGAUGCUGACGAGGACAAAGAUGCGGCGCAUAGAGCAAUGGACUUCACAAUCGGAUGGUUCCUGGAUCCACUUUUCUUCGGCAAGUAUCCUCCUUCGAUGAAAAAGCUCGUGGGUGAAAGAUUACCUGAGAUUACUCCAAAGAUCUCCGAAUUCCUAAUGGGAUGCUUGGAUUUUAUUGGCAUUAAUCAUUACACAACAUUGUUUGCUCGAAAUGACAGGACCCAAAUUCGGAAACUAAUAUUGCAGGAUGCUUCAUCUGAUAGUGCCGUAAUUACCACGCCUCAUCGACACGGGGUAGCCAUCGGAGAACGAGCAGCUUCACGUUGGCUACGCAUUGUCCCCUGGGGCAUCCGUAAGUUGGUCAAUUAUGUGAAAGAUAAGUAUGGGAACCCACCAGUGAUUAUAACAGAAAACGGAAUGGACGAUCCAAAUACGCCAUUUACAUCUUUAAACAAGGCAUUACAGGAUCAUAAACGGAUAGAGUACCACAGGGACUAUCUGUCAAACCUGUCUGCAGCUAUAAGGCAGGAUAAGUGCGAUAUUCGAGGGUAUUUCGUUUGGUCUGUGCUAGACAACUGGGAAUGGAACUCAGGAUAUACUGUCCGAUUUGGACUAUAUUAUGUGGAUUACAAAAAUAAUCUUACAAGAAUACCAAAAGCUUCUGUUCAAUGGUUCAAAAGUAUACUCAGAUUAAACAGUGAUAUAUAA
Ricinus communis (castor bean) is the source of this 1819-nucleotide messenger RNA. RefSeq names its product putative beta-glucosidase 41. The transcript is spliced from 12 exons. Gene Ontology annotation, biological process: carbohydrate metabolic process. Gene Ontology annotation, molecular function: beta-glucosidase activity. The record is from RefSeq and is a predicted model, not a curated record. Lineage: Eukaryota; Viridiplantae; Streptophyta; Magnoliopsida; Malpighiales; Euphorbiaceae. Bases 578 to 1819 code for a protein of 413 amino acids.